CAUAAAAUCCCAUAAUUAUUUGACUUUUGUUCUCCUCUGUGAUACCACGCUACUUCAUCUCUCUCCUUAAAUACCCCCCUCUCUCUCUGCCCCCUCAACUUCCUUCUUUAUCGCACUGCCACAUCCUAUUUCACAGAAAAUCAAAGAAGUGGUUGAAUUAUUGCACGUUAACUGGUCAAUAUUGGUAGCAGCGUGUUAAUGCUGGCAAUCAGUCAUAUUCAUUUGACUGAUUGCCAAUUAGCAGAUGGGUACCGAGAGUUCACUGAAGCCUAAUACAGCCUUAGCGGGUGUGCAUGGAGUGCAAAUGGUGCCUCAUUCACCAUUUGCAUUGGAAGAGAUAAAACAACAUGGGGACUUGCAUCAACCUCGACAUGAAAGUUUUCCUGUUGGAACAAGACAUCAGCUAAUAGUUCAGAGAGUUUGGCAGCAAAGGCCUGGUUGCCUGAGGCCCAUCCGUUGCUGUCUCCACGGUGAUAGUACCGUCGCUGAAACUAUUGCUAAUGUGAUCACUUCUCUUCCUUUUAUUGCACUUGGACUUCAGGCUCCAAGGAAGAAUCUCCAUUGCAAACUUUAUGCCAAUUCCUUGAUUGGAGUUGGAAUUGCCUCCACUUUGUACCAUUCUUCAAGAGGGAAAGUAAGACGGUAUCUGAGAUGGGCUGACUACACGAUGAUAGCAACAGCAACGGUGUGUCUAUCAAGGGCACUAAGAAAUGAGAAUCCAAAAUUGCUGAUGGCUGCAUCUGCAGUCCUCCUACCGAUCCAACCUCUGAUGGUUUCUGCUGUUCACACUGGAAUUAUGGAGGUUGCAUUUGCAAAAAGAGCAAUCCAAGAUCCAGAACUGAGGAUGGCUCACAAUGUGCAUAAAAUGUCAUCAUUGUUAGGCGGUGCUCUUUUCAUUGCUGACGAUGUCUUUCCUGAAACACCUUUUUUGCAUGCUGGUUGGCAUCUUGCUGCUGCUGUUGGUGUGAGUACUUGCAAUAAGCUUCUUGAGUAGGCUAAUGUUGCAAUCAAAUAUCCUGUCAAAUUUGUCGAGAUCACUUGCCGUUGCUGGCAAAGAUUGUCCAUUUGUUCAAACAAGUAGUGAAAAGCACACACUGCGAUCUUGGAUUAGUCUUGUAAUUCAAUGGUCCGUUCUUGUUUACUGUUCGUUGAUAGUGUUUGUCGGGUUAGUUAUGUACAACCAUAGUACUAUGGCAAUUAGCGUUGCUUUAUAUUUAUGAUGCAAUGUAAACAUUGUUUGCAAGAUAUGAUAUAUCUGCAGUCUUGCUAUGAACUUCUUUUCUGCUGUUGAAAGUCCAGUAUUCUUGAAGUCGAUUAUGGAACGUUUUUUUU
Molecule: messenger RNA, 1332 nt
Organism: Nicotiana tabacum (common tobacco)
Lineage: Eukaryota; Viridiplantae; Streptophyta; Magnoliopsida; Solanales; Solanaceae
Source: RefSeq, a predicted model, not a curated record